AGGAAAGCGUUGCAUGCUGGGAAAACACGUGUAGCAGAAGACCAGAGAGGUGACACUCGGCACUUCGCCAACCAUGUCGUCCAAAAAGCAGCAGCAGCAGGGCGGCGACGAGCGCUUCCUCCGGGUGCGGAAGGAUCCCCGGUUCUGGGAGAUGCCCGAGAGGGAACACAAAAUCAAGAUCGACAAGCGUUUCCAGUCCAUGUUCCACGACAAGCGCUUCAAGGAGAAGUACACGGUGGACAAGCGAGGCCGGCCCAUCAACCAAACCUCCGCGGAGGACCUGAAGCGCUUCUACAAGCUCUCUGACUCGGAGGACGAGGAAGACGAGGACGGGAAGGGCAAGAAGUCGGCAGACGGAAAGAAAAAGAAAAAGGGGAAGGAGAAGGUGGUGAAGGAGAAGGUGGUGAAGGAGAAGGUGUUGAAGGAGAAGGUGGUGAAGGAGAAGCUGGUGACGGCUGACGGAGAGGCGAAGAGAGGACACGCUGAAGUACAGCAGCCCGAACGAGGCGUCCGAGUCGUCGAAGAGAAAGCUGAAGAUGAGAAGGAGGAGGAGCAGACUGCAGAGGAAGAUUAUGUUGACCUGGGAGACAGUGUCACGGACGACAGUGACGAGGAUGAAGAAGAUGAUGAUGAUGAUGCAGAAGAUGAGAGUGGCUCAGAGGAGGAGGAGGAGGAGUCCGGUCUGGAUUCGGACAGUGACAGCGAGCCGGAUCUGGCCCGAGGAAAAGGAAACGUAGAGACCAGCUCGGACGAAGACGAAGACGCCGAUGUGGACGCCCUCCUCCAGAAAGAGGAAGAGGGGAUCCAGCACGACUGGGGAGAGCUGGCCAAAGACGCUCGGCGAAGCGAAGAGGUUUCUGCCCGGCUGGCCGUCUGCAACAUGGACUGGGACCGGAUAAAAGCCAAAGACCUGCUGGCUCUCAUCAACUCCUUCGUACCCAAAGAGGGAGCCGUGCUGUCCGUGAAGGUCUACCCGUCGGAGUUUGGGAAGGAGAGGCUGAAGGUGGAGGAGACGAAGGGACCGCUGGAGCUGAGGGCUCUGCCCGACGACUCGGAGGACGACACCGAGGAGGACAAAGGUUACAGGGAGAAGAUGCGUGACUACCAGUUCAAGCGGCUGAAGUACUUCUACGCCGUGGUGGAGUGCGACUCGGCCGACACGGCGGCCAAAGUCUACGAGGAGUGCGACGGCUACGAGUACGAGAGCAGCUGCUCCGUCCUGGACCUCCGGUUCAUUCCCGAUGAAGUCGAGUUCGACGAGGAGGAGCCCAGAGACGUGGCGACGCACGUGAACCUGUCGGCCUACACGCCCAAACUGUUCACCUCCUCCGCCAACGCAACCUCAAUGGUGCAGCUGACGUGGGAUGAGACGGACAACGAUCGCGUCACCACCCUGAACAGGAAGUUCAACAAGGACGAACUGCUGGCGAUGGACUUCAACGCCUACCUGGCCUCCUCCAGCGAGGAGGAGGAGGAGGAGGAGGAGGAGGCGGGGUUUGUGUUUGGAGAGCAGGAGAGUGAGGACGACGCAGAAGCCGAGCGGGCGGAGGACCUCGUCGUGGAGAAGAAUCCUCAGAAGAAGAAGAAGGAGGAGAAGAAGAAGAAAAGCGAGGAGCAGAUCUCCAAGUACAGAGAGCUGCUGAAGGGCAUCCGGGGCAAAGAGAAGAAGCUGCACGAGGACAAUGACAUGGAGAUGGAGAUCACCUGGGUGCCAGGCCUGAAGGAGACGACGGAGCAGCUGGUGAAGAAGAAGCUGGAGGGAGGGGACAAGCUGACGCCGUGGGAGGAGUUCCUGCAGAAGAAGAAAGACAGGAAGAAGCAGAAGAAGUCUCAGAAGAAGGAGGGAGAUGAGGAUGAGGAGGAGCCGAGUGACGAAGAGCUUCCUCCAGACGUCGAUCUCAGCGACCCCUUCUUCGCCGAGGAGCUCGCCAAUACAGAAACGAAGAAGAAACCGAAGUGGAAGAAGAAGAAGAAGCCGAAGGAAGAGGAGCGGACGGCUGAGGAGGAAGAGGAGCUGGAGAAACAAAAGGCCCAGAUGGCUCUGCUGAUGGAGGACGACGGCGGCGAAGCCGACCACAAACACUUCAACUACGACAAGAUCGUGGAGGAGCAGAACCUGAGCAAGAAGAAGAGGAAGAAGCUGCAGAAGAAGGGCGACGCGCCGCCGGAGGGCGACGACUUCCAGGUGGACGUUAAGGACCCGCGUUUCCAGGCCAUGUUCACCUCCCACCUGUUCAACCUGGACCCGUCCAACCCCAGCUACAAGAAGACCAAAGCCACGCAGAGCAUCCAGGCGGAGAAGCAGCGCAGGCGAGGGGAGAAGGAGGAGGUGGAAGAGCGGCGGAGGCGGACGGAGGGCGGUGGCGGCGGUGAACAGGAAGUGGCCGGCGAACAGGAAGUGGCCGGGAGGAAACGGGAAAAUGACUCUAGCGCUCCGACAGACGGGGCGGGCACCUCGAAGAAAUCGAUGGACGCCGGUUUGUCUCUGCUCGUCAAGUCCAUCAAAAGCAAAACGGAGCAGUUUCAGGCUCGGAAGAAACAGAAGUUUGUGUAGGUUUGUUUUGAAGAAAGAGACUCCGCCUCCUCCUGAAAGAGACUCCGCCUCCUCCUGAAAUCUGGGGAGUAAAAACUGAAUUUUGCUGCAUCAGAUCAUGUAUGAAAUGUUUUAAUUUUCACACACAGAAAAAUUGUUCACAGUGCAUUUUUUUUUUUUACAACACGGUUAUUUAAACGUAACCGUGGACGAUGACUGAAGGUUGAGCCUCGAGGAGCUCGACAGGUCAAACGUGUGCUCACUAAAUUAGGCUGAUAAAGUUCACAUUUCUGCUGUUA
Messenger RNA from Cyclopterus lumpus (lumpfish), 2832 nucleotides. It is a transcript of the gene esf1, whose product is annotated as ESF1, nucleolar pre-rRNA processing protein, homolog (S. cerevisiae). Gene Ontology annotation, molecular function: RNA binding. The record is from RefSeq and is a predicted model, not a curated record. The transcript is spliced from 14 exons. Gene Ontology annotation, cellular component: nucleus. Lineage: Eukaryota; Metazoa; Chordata; Actinopteri; Perciformes; Cyclopteridae. Gene Ontology annotation, biological process: rRNA processing. Bases 74 to 2554 code for a protein of 826 amino acids.